Messenger RNA from Selaginella moellendorffii, 540 nucleotides. Its product is annotated as 5'-methylthioadenosine/S-adenosylhomocysteine nucleosidase 1. The coding region runs from base 1 to 540 and encodes 179 amino acids. Gene Ontology annotation, molecular function: methylthioadenosine nucleosidase activity. Lineage: Eukaryota; Viridiplantae; Streptophyta; Lycopodiopsida; Selaginellales; Selaginellaceae. The transcript has 5 exons. Gene Ontology annotation, biological process: nucleoside metabolic process. The record is from RefSeq and is a predicted model, not a curated record.
AUGCACGCCGAGGCGAUGCCGAUCGUGGAUGUGCUCAAGCUCACUCAGGCCGAUUCGGCAAUUUUUCCAAAGGGCGUGCCGUGGAUCCGAUACACUGGGAGCCUGGAAGAGGGACUACUCGACAUUGAUGUGGUAGUGCCUGGGAAAUGCCCCAUUUUUGGAGUAGACAACGUAGGAACUGUACCAUUAGCUCUUGCGACAUUCGCGGCGAUCCAGGCUCUACAACCCGACCUGGUGAUCAAUGCUGGAACUGCCGGCGGAUUCAAGAUCUUUGAUACGUAUGGCAUUGCCACCACAAAGUGUACCGCAGUCCCAAACAUGAUCGCUGCUCUUGGUUUCAAGGGAGCAGCAGUCGUGUACGUGACAAAUCUCCUGUCAGUUCCAGCGAUUCUUCUCAAGUCAGUCACUGACAUCGUCGACGGCGUGCGGCCCACAACUGAAGAAUUCUUAGAAAAUCUCUCCACUGCGGCAGUGGCACUGCUCAAAACCGUCGUCAUGGCACUGAAAUUCGUCCAUGGCAAGACCGUCACCGAGUUAUAA